AGGAAAAGGAACAUGUUGCUCAUUGCUAGCCUGUGCCGGAGCCGCAGAGCGGACGUGUGGAUGCGUUCGUUUAGUUCUGUAGGCUGUGAAGUGUCCUGUAGGGCGCCCAGCCAGUUAACUCCAUGUUGUAAGGGGCUGAGUAAGGCAAAUCGCAUCUGGUAUUAAAAAAAAAAACAAAAAAAAACUUAUUGGAAUAGCGAGCGCCUGCUUUUCUGGUUGUUUGCUAAAGUGAUGUCACGAGGUUGCCCUCCAGCACAUUCCCACUUUUAGCUGGGAGACUUUUCAUUCAUAAGUUUCCAGCCCUAAAUUCCCACCCUCCACCUCCACUACAAGGUUUUGCAGCAAUACUCGUGUUCAUCCCAUACCAGUAUACGCACUGUGGCUUUACACUACCUAUUCUCCAGCCUUUCUGGAGGCCUUAUGUUUUGCUGGUUGUUUUGAGCCCUGGACUAUCUGUAUGGAUUAUAACAAGUAAACCCAGGUAACAGUCUGAUGAGGCUGAGGCUUCUGCAUAGUAUAAUGCUAAAUGUUGCCUAAAGACCCGCUGUGUGAUAAGCAGAAAUGAACUCUCAUCAUCGACGUGUAAGACUAAAGCCAUGGCUGGUAGCACAAGUGGACAGUGGUCACUAUCCAGGACUGCACUGGGAGGAUCAAGAUCGCAAGGUAUUUCGUAUUCCAUGGCGUCAUGCAACCCGGCACAUACCCGUUCAAGAUGAUGAAAACACUGUAUUUAAGGCCUGGGCAAAGGAAACUGGGAAGUACCAGGAAGGAGUUGACGAGCCUGACCCAGCUAAGUGGAAGGCAAAUCUACGAUGUGCCUUAAACAAGAGCAGAGAAUUUAAUCUACUGUAUGAUGGCACCAAGGAGACCCCAGUGCAGCCAUUUAAGAUCUACCAGUUAUGUGACCUGCCAGGACAGAAUGAAGAGCCCGUUGGUGAUGACAUUGGUGGUGAUGAUGAUGAGGAGCAGAUUGGUGCUAGGUUCCCAAUGCUCCAUAUCAGUGAUUCCUUGUGCCCUCCCGUUACGGACUCUUUACCUCCAUUCAUUUGGCCCAAGGCUGAACCUGACUUUCACAGCUCAUGCGCAAACCACAACUUUCCUGGCCCGCGGGACAUCAUUCAGCACAAUCUGACAGCCCAAACCACUGCCGUAACCCCUGUUCCCACAGGAGCAUACUCUGAAGUUGAUAUGUCACCCCAGAGUUUGGUAUCACAAACCCUUCCAGAGCUAGUACCGGGAAGUGGUUUGGAACCAUCAUCAGAUGUGGAACUAUCCGUUCAAGGGAGGAUUCCACCGUCUAUUGAUCAGGGAAUCCCAGACCUCCUUAUCAGUCCUCAGAUGUUACCCUUGACUGAUCUAGAAAUCAAGUUUUUAUACAGAGGAAAGCAGGCUGGAGCAAUGACUGUUAGUAAUCCCCAUGGUUGCCGCCUCUUCUACAGUAAUUUGGAGCCUACACCUGAACAAGUGGAGUUAUUUGGGCCCACCACACUGGAGCAAGUUCGCUUCCCUGGAACAGAAGGGAUCAGCAACGAAAAACAAAAAUUCUACACUAACCAUCUGCUGGAUGUGAUGGACCGGGGACUUAUCCUGUGCCUGCAGGGUCAGGAUAUCUAUGCCAUCCGUCUCUGCCAGUGCAAGGUCUUUUGGUCUGGACCCUGUGCUAGUAACCGUGAUGGACCCAACCCCAUCGAGAGAGAAAAAAGGAUUAAACUCUUCAGUCUGGAGACCUUCCUUAAUGAGCUCAUUGCUUGCCAGAAGGGCCAUACCAGCUCACUGCCUCCGUUUGAGAUCUUUUUCUGCUUUGGGGAGGAAUGGCCUGACCAGAAACCUAAGGAGAAGAAGCUAAUUACUGUGCAGGUUAUUCCAGUAGCAGCCCGGUUACUAUCUGAGAUCUUCACAGGGGAGUCUUCAUGGUCAGCUGACAGUAUCAGACUUCAGAUUUCCCAUCCAGACCUCAAAGACAAGAUGGUGGAGCAGUUUAAGGAACUACACCAGCUGUGGCAGAGUCAACAGGCCCAAGCUGUUCCCCAAGUAGAUGUAAUACCCAACCCUGAGUGUGACGUUGGCACUGGUCCUUGGCCAAUGCAUACAGGAAACAUGGAGUAGCUACACUUGCUGUCUUUUCAGCGGAGCCUGUUUGGUUGUGUCUCGUUGAACAGUUCUGGUAAAAGAUGGGUUGCUGUGGCAAUGUCUGUUACAAAACAUAAUUAACCUUCAAUAGUCAGGCAGAGACUGCACUUUGGACACUGUUUAAUAUGCUUGGGUACAGUGAAUUGACCAUGUCAUUUUUCUUUUAUAAUGUAUGUAAACCUGUUUGUAUAAUUACCACUGUCCAAGAAAGGCUUCCAGGAUCCUAAAAAAAAUUCCUCUGACUCCCAGCAAUUAAAGACAAUUUUAUAUAUAAGCAGUUAGUACUUCUUGUUUCUAAUCAUACCAGUGUAAUUGCUGUGUUGUAAAAUAACAUUAUAAGGAGUAUACAACAUGAUAUCUCUAAGGAUAUUUUAUUAAUAAAGUAGACCUUUUCACCUAGCAA
Xenopus tropicalis (tropical clawed frog) is the source of this 2533-nucleotide messenger RNA. RefSeq names its product interferon regulatory factor 5 (gene irf5). The transcript is spliced from 11 exons. Lineage: Eukaryota; Metazoa; Chordata; Amphibia; Anura; Pipidae. Gene Ontology annotation, molecular function: DNA-binding transcription factor activity; transcription cis-regulatory region binding; DNA binding. Gene Ontology annotation, biological process: regulation of DNA-templated transcription; positive regulation of transcription by RNA polymerase II; DNA-templated transcription. Bases 562 to 2106 code for a protein of 514 amino acids. The record is from RefSeq and is a predicted model, not a curated record. Gene Ontology annotation, cellular component: nucleus; cytoplasm.